Mesoplodon densirostris (Blainville's beaked whale) is the source of this 3607-nucleotide messenger RNA. It is a transcript of the gene TBL1X, whose product is annotated as transducin beta like 1 X-linked. The transcript is spliced from 18 exons. Gene Ontology annotation, cellular component: histone deacetylase complex. Gene Ontology annotation, molecular function: protein binding; transcription corepressor activity. The record is from RefSeq and is a predicted model, not a curated record. Gene Ontology annotation, biological process: regulation of transcription by RNA polymerase II. Lineage: Eukaryota; Metazoa; Chordata; Mammalia; Artiodactyla; Ziphiidae. The coding region runs from base 424 to 1995 and encodes 523 amino acids.
GCUGCUCCGGGCGCCGGGCCCUCCUCGGCCGCGGCACGGCCCGGGCUCGGCGACGGCCGGCCGGAGGGAGGUUCGGGGCGGCGGCGCCGCCGCAAGUUGCGCUGUUCGCGGCGAGGUUUCAGUUCACGAAGUGGGCUCCCAAGGGGACCGGAUACCCUCUGGCAGUGACGGUGAGAUUCACUGGAGUGCAGGAAGAAACGUAACUGAAGACAGAAAACAGGCCUAAAAAUAAACCCUAGAAGGAAGACGGGAUUUGCCUACAUUUGGCUCUGAGCAGGUCCCAGCAGACACUUGGCAUUUUAUAUGAUCGGAUGCUGGGGAGCCCACUGGUUCAAAGGUCUACACAUGACGUCAGCCUAAAGCUUGCUCACAGAAGGUGGCCCCCGCUUCGUGAAGACCUCAUCGCCGUGAGGUGAGGCUAAGAUGAGCAUAACCAGUGACGAGGUGAACUUCCUGGUGUAUCGGUAUCUCCAGGAGUCAGGUUUUUCGCACUCGGCCUUCACGUUCGGGAUCGAGAGCCACAUAAGCCAGUCCAACAUCAACGGGACUCUAGUGCCGCCGGCCGCCCUCAUCUCCAUCCUGCAGAAGGGCCUGCAGUAUGUGGAGGCGGAGAUCAGCAUCAACGAGGACGGCACGGUGUUCGACGGCCGCCCGAUAGAAUCACUGUCCCUGAUUGACGCGGUGAUGCCCGACGUGGUGCAGACGCGGCAGCAGGCGUUCCGGGAGAAGCUGGCGCAGCAGCAGGCCAGCGUGGCGGCCACGGCGGCGGCGGCGGCGGCGGUAGCCCCGGCGGCCCCGGCGGCCGUUUCCCAGCAGAAUCCACCAAAGAACGGCGAGGCCACGGUGAACGGGGAAGAGAACGGAGCACACGCGAUAAAUAAUCAUUCAAAACCAAUGGAAAUAGAUGGGGACGUGGAGAUUCCACCCAACAAAGCCACAGUCCUUCGGGGCCAUGAGUCUGAGGUGUUCAUCUGUGCCUGGAACCCUGUCAGUGAUCUCCUGGCUUCCGGAUCUGGAGAUUCAACCGCCAGGAUAUGGAACCUCAACGAAAACAGCAACGGGGGCUCCACGCAGCUCGUGCUGAGGCACUGUAUACGGGAGGGGGGGCACGACGUCCCCAGUAACAAAGACGUGACCUCGCUGGACUGGAACAGUGACGGCACACUGUUGGCUACAGGUUCCUACGACGGUUUUGCAAGAAUAUGGACGGAAGACGGUAACCUGGCCAGCACCUUAGGCCAACAUAAAGGCCCCAUCUUUGCCUUGAAAUGGAACAAGAAGGGGAAUUACAUUUUGAGUGCCGGAGUAGACAAAACCACAAUAAUUUGGGAUGCCCACACAGGAGAGGCCAAACAGCAGUUUCCGUUUCAUUCCGCCCCUGCUCUUGACGUGGACUGGCAGAACAACACCACCUUCGCUUCCUGUAGCACAGACAUGUGUAUCCACGUCUGCAGGCUCGGCUGCGACCGCCCGGUCAAAACGUUCCAGGGACACACAAAUGAGGUGAAUGCCAUCAAAUGGGAUCCUUCUGGGAUGUUGCUAGCAUCCUGCUCUGAUGACAUGACAUUAAAGAUCUGGAGUAUGAAGCAGGAUACGUGUGUCCAUGACCUCCAAGCUCACAGCAAAGAGAUAUACACCAUAAAGUGGAGUCCCACCGGGCCAGCCACCAGCAACCCAAACUCCAACAUCAUGCUAGCAAGUGCUUCGUUCGAUUCUACAGUUCGACUGUGGGACGUGGAGCGGGGCGUUUGCAUCCACACGCUCACCAAACACCAGGAACCGGUCUAUAGUGUAGCUUUUAGCCCCGACGGGAAGCACUUGGCCAGCGGCUCCUUUGACAAGUGUGUGCACAUCUGGAACACGCAGAGCGGAAGUCUCGUCCACAGCUACCGAGGCACCGGCGGCAUCUUCGAGGUGUGCUGGAACGCCCGAGGGGACAAAGUGGGCGCCAGUGCGUCGGACGGCUCCGUGUGUGUCUUAGAUCUGCGAAAGUAAACACGAAAUAUUUUAGACACAAGAAGAGAAUUCUAACGGACCAGCAGUGAAUGUGUGGGGUCGUAGCACUAUUCACACACACUUCUGUCAGCUCCAAAACUGUGCGGACUUGACCUUAGAGUGUACUUUGAAAUCAGCUCAUCCCUGGCCACAGGAGUCUCUAUUUUUUUGUAAUCUAUAUCAAGAAAUUUAAAACAAAAACAUACACACAGUCAUAUAAAAGGGGGAAAGAAUGGUUUCCACCUGGAACGUUCAGCCUGGGAAGCAUGAAGCCACCAGCUAGACGGUGCACGGUUUGGUUCCCAUCCAGAACAGGCUCUGAUGGCUGAGAGGAAAAGAAAAAAAAAAAAAAAAAACUGUGCCAAAAAGAAAAAGGAAAAAAAUGCUGUGAUAAACCAAAAUGGGGGUGGGGAAGUCCUCAUGUGGUGGGUUUUUUUUUUUUUUUUUUCCUAAAAAUUUGGACACUACAGUUACUCUCACAAGGAUGUUCAAAGACCAGUUUGUACGGAUGAAACGGGCAACUUUGUAAUCCCAACACUUUCUAUUUUCUAGACUCUUUGUCCCGUGGUUUUUCUAUGGGCUGGAAUCCUGUUGUCUGGGGGCCUUGGGUCUGAGGUGGAAACUGUUUUGGGUUUGUUGCUUGUUUGCUGAUGUCGCCCGCCCCCUCCACCUCCUUCUUUCCUUCGUGGUCUUGGUUGGCAUCACCCCCUCACAGAGUCUCUGACGGGCGGGGCUUUCUCGCCCUCCCCCCCACACACACUCUCUCCGCCCCUUUCCUCAUAGUUGCUUCCCAUCUUAGGUCUCAAGGGCACUUUUGGCGCAUAAUAAGUGCUUUAUGUAAGAAGGCAGGGCAGGGGGACUUUUUACAGGAGGAAAAAAAAAAGUGACUUAUAAGAGAGAGCCCAGAGUAUUUUUGGAGAAAAAAAAAUAUUUUUAUGUUAAAACAAUUUUAAAAUCCUAAAAUGGCCAUCAGACAUAGAGAGCUUUGUGUGAUUCAUAUUUAAAAACAAAGUUUAGGAAGACACAGGCAGGGUCUGAGGUGGCUUGUUCCCUUCACUUUCAGCUUCUUGAGAGGCAGUGAAGACUCUGUGGGAAGGGGCCAGCCCUGGGGUCGGCGCUGGGGCUCUCCUACGGCCACAGAGGAAAAUCCGGGCCCUUCCAGCUCGAAGAAGACCCUGGCAUUUUUCAGGGUGUGUGGACCGUAUAGUAGCCGGCAGGAGAGACCUGGAGGAGCGUGCCUUCGGAGCCGAGAAGCGUUCCCAGGACCAGCGGCGUUGAAGGGGCCAUCCCAGCCAUCCACUCGGCAGGAUGCCGCCUGGCAUCGUUCAGGCCGCAGGGCCACCUGUGGUCCCCCCACCAAGAGCACCUCGGCCGGUCCUUGCACAGCUGACGGGAGAGGCUCCAGGAUCUCACUGGGUCUAAUAACGACAAAAACGAACAGGGAGAGAGGUUUUCGGUCCUGAAGGUGAAUUCCGUAGGUAGAGUGUCACUAAUCAUUUCUGUCCUGUUCAUAGUUUCUUCCUCUUGCCACGGAGGAGGAGCAAGGUUUUCCUUUUGUAAUAAUGAAUCUUUUUACUGUUUUUAAAAAAUUAAACAUGGCUUUGUGUUCCUG